AUGGUAGCAGAAGCAGAAAAUAUCAAAGUCGCGGUUAGGGUCCGCCCCUUCAGUGAAAGAGAGAUCGAGCUGGGAGCUCAGAGCACCGUCACCAUGUCCGGUCGCCAAUGUAAGGUCGUGAGUGAUGAAGCCGGCGUAGCCUCAGUAGCUGGUGCUCGUGAAGGGAAGCAAGCUCAGACUAGGACCUUUGCCUUCGACCACUGCUACGAUAGCAUGGACAGAAGCUCUGCUAAUUACGCCGAUCAGAGCAAGGUUUAUAACGACCUUGGCGAGGCAGUUCUGAAUAAUGCUCUGCAAGGUUACAAUGGAUGUGUAUUCGCCUAUGGGCAGACGGGGUCGGGGAAAAGCUAUUGUAUGUUGGGCGGAAAGGGCGACCCUGGGAUCAUCCCACGUAUAACGAAGGCGCUGUUUCAUGCAGCUGGUAGAGGGCAAAAGGACGGUUAUGCUCAGACAAGGGUUUGGGUGUCCUAUCUUGAAAUCUACAAUGAACGGAUAAAGGAUCUUCUCUCUACUGAGGAGAAAGAUGGUGAAACCGUAGCGAUUUUCGACAAGCCUGGCAGUGGAGUCUUGGUGUCCGGUAUGGUUGAAGCCGCUGUGGAGGAUAUCAGAGAGGUCAAAGGCUUAUUGGACUAUGGGACUGCGCAACGAGCCGUUGGGGCUACCAACAUGAACGCACAGUCGUCCCGCUCACAUGCUGUGUUUAUACUGCGGCUACAGAGAGUGUCUGCUGAUCCUACCGCUAAGCCAGACUUGGACGCAAGGAUCAACUUGGUGGAUCUGGCUGGAAGUGAGAGACAGGAGAAAAGUGGAGCUAGUGGGGGCCGAUUGAAGGAGGCGAUCGCGAUCAACCAAAGCCUCUCAACGCUGGCUAUGGUCAUCUCUGGGCUGGCGGAGAACAAGUCGGCUCAUAUUCCUUUCCGGAACUCCAAACUUACUUUCCUGUUGAAGGAUUCUCUGUCGGGCAACAGCAAGACGUUUAUGAUCGCCUGCAUAUCGCCGGCCUUGACGGAGCUGUCGGAGACCGUAUCGACGUUGCGGUUCGCGCAUUCGGCCAAGCUGGUGAGGACUAAAGCGAUGCAGAAUAGGAUUAAGCCCAACGCGGAGCUUGAAGCGUUGCGGAAGGAGCUCGCUGAUAUCGGACAGAAAUUGUCGGUUCGGGGUGGUAGUAUGGCAGGUCAAGGGCAUGGGGACGACCAAGAUGAUGAGAUUAGGCGGCUCAAGGCCGAGCUGGAGGAGAAAGAGCACAGGAUGAAGGUUAUGGCUACUGAUUUCGAGGAACAGCUGAAGGCGGCUAGACAGGCUGCUGAAGAGAGGACGAAGAAACUGGAAAAUCAAGGGCUGGUGUCGACGGUAAAUGAUAAGGAAAGGGAUAAGGUGGGUGGUGCUGGUACAUGGGGUUCGGACUUGUAUUGUUGUGUUGGUCUGGGCAUUCCGGAAGGGGAGCCCCUGUGUAAAUUUGUGGUGUCGAACGCUGCUGACCAGCACACCACGGUGGAGGUCCUAUCUGAUGAAGGUGUGGUAACAGUAAACGGUCUUAAGAUCAACAGAGGGGAGAAGCCGACGAAACUGUAG
This is a messenger RNA of Perkinsus marinus ATCC 50983, 1572 nucleotides long. Its product is annotated as Kinesin-II 95 kDa subunit, putative. NCBI's taxonomy places the organism in Eukaryota, Perkinsozoa, Perkinsida, Perkinsidae. Gene Ontology annotation, biological process: microtubule-based movement. Gene Ontology annotation, molecular function: ATP binding; microtubule binding; microtubule motor activity. The coding region runs from base 1 to 1572 and encodes 523 amino acids. The transcript has 13 exons. The record is from RefSeq and is a predicted model, not a curated record.